Messenger RNA from Haplochromis burtoni (Burton's mouthbrooder), 4163 nucleotides. It is a transcript of the gene tjap1, whose product is annotated as tight junction associated protein 1 (peripheral). Gene Ontology annotation, cellular component: trans-Golgi network. The transcript is spliced from 12 exons. Lineage: Eukaryota; Metazoa; Chordata; Actinopteri; Cichliformes; Cichlidae. Bases 749 to 2671 code for a protein of 640 amino acids. The record is from RefSeq and is a predicted model, not a curated record. Gene Ontology annotation, biological process: Golgi organization.
CCCUCCUCUCCAGGUUUGUGGCUGAAGGUGACGUGAGUCACUCGGAUCACCUUCCAGGUAGCCUCGUCACCUGCUUCUCAUUCUGCUGCUUCGUCACGGUGACGUCAGCACGCAGGACGUGAGGGGGAUUUAAAGGAGGAGGGGGGGCCGGGAUUCCUGAGGAUUACCCGUCAUGCCCCGCGGGUAAAGAUGGCGACAGCUAAGCAGGGCAGCGGAUCAACUUUCUUGGAGCGGCUCUGAGCGGAUUUCCUUCCGCGGACGGAGCGUCUUAGCCGGCCUCAACCCGACCCACUGCCCGGAGCUCCAGCGCGGACCUCGGCGCUGCUGUCCGGCCUCGGAUCGGUCCGGAGCCCCCUCCCUUGGCUCUCCUGCUCCUCCGGAGGAGCGGAGCGGAGCUCGGACAAAGUUUCCUCUCCUCCCCGGGACCGAGCGGCGCGGACGGGGCCUCAGGUACUUUCAGGCAGCGUGAGGGUUGCACGCCGGCAGGAGGAGGAUCUGUGUGUGCUGACAUACAAGGCAGGAUCGUCUUGUGGAUGACCUCCUCUCGGGACUUGCUCAUCCUUCAGGUACAGACACCGGCGACCUGAUGAUGAUGUCACACACACGUAGCACAUGUACAUUCACCUGUAAUAGCCAGCAGAAGGAAGGGGAGAGACUAAUCGCCCAGAUCAUGUAACCGAAAGACUUUCCGCAAGCCGCAGACUGACAGACCGACACGAAGUUACACAGGAAGGAAGCACGGCCUAGGAUGGCGAGUGCGGCGCCGGCCAGGAAGCCGUACCGUAAGGCUCCACCGCAGCACCGCGAGUCACGCCACGCCCUGCCCACUGCUCCGCCGCCACCUGCACCGCAGCCCGACAUCAAUCAGGAGGCGUUGUCGGACUCGGACAGGAUCAGAAUCCUUCAGCAGCAGAAUGAGGACCUGCGGCGCCGCCUCUCUCUCACCACCCACAAGAUGGAGGCCAUGGAGGCGGAGUUUGACAGCAACCGCCACUACAUGGAGGCGGAGCUUAGCCGGACUCGAGACGACCUGGACAAGAUGAGAGACAAGUUCCGCAGACUCCAGAACAGUUACACAGCGUCUCAGAGAGCCAAUCAGGAUCUGGAGGAGAAACUUCACGCUCUGGCUGCUGUCAGUCAGACAUGGGUUCAUGCACUGCGGAAGGUGGAGAGGGACAAGAAGACGAUGGACCAGGAGAUCGUGCAGCUCACCAACAAACUGCUGGAGGCUAAAAACACCAUCGACCAUCUGGAGGAGCUCAACGAGCGCUACAGGCAGGACUGUAAUUUGGCCGUUCAGCUGCUCAAGUGCAACAAGUCGCACUUCAGGAACCACAAAUUUGCUGAUCUGCCCUCAGAGCUUCAGGACAUGCUGAACAAACACAUGAAGAGCAGUCUCCCAGAGCGAGGCCCCGCCCCCGGCUCUCAGGACCCAGACACGCUCAGUUUGACGCCCGCUGACGUCGUGCCGACCUCGGUCAUCGCCCGUGUCCUAGAGAAACCCGAGCCGCUGGUCCUGAACUCUGCCCAGUCCAGCAGCUGUGGCCGGCCCGUCGCCGAAGACGUCUUCGUGCACGUGGACAUGACGGGCCCCGGGGGGUCCGAGGGGCGAGGCCGGGAGAACUGUGCCGGUCAGGAGACGUCGCAUCAGAACGGCUCGUGUCGCAGUCAAAGCAGCUUGGAUGAAGAGGCAGGUGGAGCUCCAUCUUUCGAGAAGCUGAACCCGUACCCAGCACCACCUCCACCCCACCCUCUCUACCCCGGGCGCAAGGUCAUCGAGUUCUCGUCGGACGACAAAGUGAAGAUCCCGAAAAACUCGCCGCUGCCCAACUGCACAUACGCCACGAGGCAGGCCAUCUCGCUGAGCCUCGUGCAGAAUGACGACGAGCGGUUGGCCCCUGGCAGCCCCGCCCCCUCCUCCUCCUCUGGAGCCCAACAGCGCACGCCACCAUCACAGAGAGACGCCCCCAGCGAGCCGCUGUCCAGCCAGUCCAGCCCAUUCAGCAGCCCGCCUCAGGCACCCAGUGUCCUCGCGAGCUCUGGCAGCUCUGAGGAAGACCUGCUCGCCAACUGGCAGCGGAUGUUUGUGGAGAAGAUGGCGCCGUCCAGCGACGGCACGCUGCUGCACCGCACGUCCUUCAGUAGCCAGACGGCUCAGGAGCUGCAGAGGAGGAGGCAGGUGCCGGUGGGAGUGGCCUCCUCCUCAGACCGGCACAGGGCGGCGUACUCUGAUGGCGAGGAGGGCUCGUCGGCACGCAGCUGGACACCGAGCCGCGGCUCUAGCCUCGACACAGACACCGACACCGAGCAGCGGGUGGGGAGGCGGGGCUGUUACGGCGGCAGGGACUGUUCGGAGGAGGAGGAGGGAGAGCAGCUGCUGAUGAACCUGGAUGAUGACGGUGGGAGCGGGGACACUGCAGUCACCGUGGUGACCAGCCCCGGCGACGCCCGCAGGGAGCUGGAGGAGGAGGGCGAGAGCUCAGGGGAGGAGAGAGACAUCCUGCCCCACGAACUGCCCGUCAUCUCAACCCGUCUAAUGGACUUGGACCCCGCCCUUGGCGCCAUCGCGCUGCAUCGGCCCCAGAAGAGCCCGAAGAGGAUGGGAGUGCACCACCUGCACCGGAAAGACAGCCUGACCCGCGCCCAGGAGCAAGGCACACUGCUGGACUGAUGCUUGCUCGCCCCGCACUGUGCUCCGCUGACCUGAUGCUGAGGUCAGAGGUCACACCCAUCCAGGAUAUAGCCAUACUCUACCGUAUGCCGAGCUCGCCGCCUGACCCGGGUGUGUGCGUGAGACACGAAUCACUGUCCACAUACUUUUGGUCUGAUGACGUGUCAAGAGUGGUGAUGAUGUAGCAGAGAGGAGACAUGGCCAGAAGUAUGUGGACACGUCAAUCGUAACACUUGGCAAACCGCGUGCGUGCGUGCGUGCGUGCGGGCGUCAUUCACUAACAAUGCGUCCACACAAAUCUGUGAUUUCUGUUUUCGUACCUGAAUCCGUACGCGCGGUCAGAGAACGCUGCAGCGUCCACGUCACAUAUUCAGCACCCCCAUUAGCCUGACCGUCACUUGGUUUGUUUACGUUUGAACCGUGGUCGCUCCCGUGGAAACACUGUGGAAAGCUCCGCCUCUUCUGGCCUCCUCGGACACUAUUAUUCAAGUUUCUUUUUCUUCGCCUCAGACACGUAAGCGUGUGUCCUUGGAUAGAGAAAUGGGGGCGGGGCCAUAUGUGGAUAGUAUGCUAAUUAUAUUGCAAUUGCGCAGGGCUGGUUAACGGAUUAACGGCCGGUACGCAUGUGAAUCCAGCUGUAAUAUGGCGCCGUUUAAGAACGUUUCCACGCAAAUAUUGGUGAAUGAGGCCAAUAGAGUUCUGAUCAGCUGAUUAUCAAUCAAUCAUCAGAUAAUGUCCAUCCGUAUGUGGACAGCCUAAACCGAAGUUUGACGUUUCUGUGAAUUUGGAAAAGAAAUACUUUUGACUGGUUGGUUCUCCACGAAGGUGUCCGCAUAUUUAUGUCCAUAUGGCGUCUUUGAUUCUGAGUCUGCAUAUAGAGUUUAUACAGUAUGAGCAAAAGUAUGUGGACAAUUAAAGGUUCAGUUGAAUUCUGAACAAUCAACAUUCAAAACCACGUCUCGUGUGUGUGUGUGUGUGUGUGUGUGUGUGUGUGUGUGUGUGUGUGUGUGUGUGUGUGUGUGUGUCUCAGAGCAGAAAAAUAGAUUUUAAAAGCAAAACUUUACCGGAUGUAUUUGCCUUUUUUCAUGAACAGGAGCUUUUAUUUUGAAGAGACACACACAGACAGUGCCUCGCUCGCCCUCAGUCUCUCACUCCACGGUUGUGAGUGUGACACCGGGCACACAGUCUUUUCACUAAGACUUUUAUUUUGAAGUCUGUACUAAUCAUUGAUUUCCUGUUGUUUAGUCAGCUGAUUGAUUUGUUGUGGAGCUGCAGACUGAGGUUUGACCUUUGACCCAGAUUCACCUCUGCCCCCUCGAACACUAGGACUGCGCCUGUGGGUUGGGGGCGGGGCUUCUUCUCAACUCACACCUAGAAUGUACCAGUUUUGUUUUUUUGCUGUCAUGUUUGUUUUUUUCUGAAAUAUUGAGUAUUGUUUUGUUAUUAGUUUUUUUUUUUUGCGUUUAUAGAUUUGUGAUUUUUUUUUUUUUUU